GCGGUAGGUACUUAUGCAAUGCCGCCGCGGCUCCGUUCGCCUCCGACCAGCAUCAGUCCGCGAGAUAGGCGCCACCAAGAACACAGCUUGCAGCCGCAGCUCGCCAGCUGACUGCCCCCCUUCAACACGUGCCAUUCCCUUCAGUUUUGUGAUAUUGUGUACAGCUUAUUUUUAAGUGCCCCAAAUAUGCACCCAUUAAAACUGUUAUCGUUGAUGGUAUUUGCCUUCGGACUAUUAGAUAAUGUGUAUGGGCAGACGGUGGUGUGCCCGGCGGUGCGGACGAGCAGCGGCUGGUUGGAUCUGUUCCCACUGCCGUGCAGGAAGCAUUCGGAAUGUCGGGUGAUGGGCACCCAGCACCUCUGUUGUAAAGGCUUUUGCACUAAAGGCGUGCAAGGCGCCGCCCAGAAAACAAGAGCCACCGGCGCGAGCCAAAGUAACGUAGCGCAGAGUAGUAGCACAAGCACCACCACAAGCACAACCACGACAACUACCACCACCACCACUACAACUACUACAACCCCAAGUACCACUACCACCAGCUCCACUACGACGACGCCUAAGCCGAAGCCGACAGAGCCGCCUCGACCGUUUCUGCAACUGUUGCCUAUACAAACCACGCCUGCCUCCAAAACUAAUGCUGCAGUAAAAACAGGAAAGUCGCAGAAGCUGGUGUGCCCCAAGGCAGGGCAAGCUCCAGUGCUGCUGUUCCCGAUCCCCUGCGAGACCAACGCACAGUGCCGCGCUAGCAGCGGCCCGGGGCAGGUGUGCUGCGGCAACCGCUGCGUCAAGGGAGUCCCGGCGCCACGCCCUACUUCCGCUCCGAAGUCUCAUCAACCAAUUCUCGGCGUGAUCCCGCGCGAGUGUCCCAGUGCGCCGCUCGGGGAGCUGCUGUUCGAGGUGCAGUCCUGCAAGUCGGACGCGGAGUGCUGGCCGCGCGUGUGCUGCCCCGACGGCGGCCGCUCCUACUGCCGCACCGCCAAGGCCCGGCUCGACUUGGUACCCGUGGCCAGGCAGAUUGACGCACCUGUAAGAAUGCUAGAACAGUAUCUGCAGUGCACGCCGCCGCCGCAGUACGACCUGUUCCCCCAGAAGUGCAGCUCGAGUGUGGACUGCUUCCCCAACCUGUGCUGCGCUGAAGGUGGCAAGAAACAUUGCCGGCCGCCGCAAAGAAGUCUUCUAGGGUUACUGGCUGGAGUUACCCAGACUAUUGGCUCAACUCUGGGAAAUCUACGUCAAAAUCAAGCAAACAAAAAUAAAGUGUGAUAAAUUUACGGUGCCUUAUUUACUAGUAUGUAAAUUAUUAAAUUAUAUGUAUUUUUACAUUUUAUACUUUUAUACUACUUAUAAAUAGUGUUAAAUAAAGUUGUGUUUGGCUUGGAAGGGAACACCAUUCCAUGUUCUUCAAAACA
Messenger RNA from Plodia interpunctella (Indianmeal moth), 1409 nucleotides. RefSeq lists its product as uncharacterized. NCBI's taxonomy places the organism in Eukaryota, Metazoa, Arthropoda, Insecta, Lepidoptera, Pyralidae. The transcript is spliced from 7 exons. The record is from RefSeq and is a predicted model, not a curated record. Bases 187 to 1263 code for a protein of 358 amino acids.